Messenger RNA from Acaulospora colombiana, 998 nucleotides. The record is from the annotation of a GenBank genome assembly. Lineage: Eukaryota; Fungi; Glomeromycota; Glomeromycetes; Diversisporales; Acaulosporaceae.
AUGACUCCCUUUCUCCCUCUCCUCGUUCGCUCUGUCGACAAGAGCCUCAAAGACGCUCUUCAGCGUCUGGGUCCUCUCAUCCUCACCCAGGAGUAUCUAGCCACCCGCCAGGGCAGCUCCCAGGAUGAGCUCACUGACGAAGAGGACUAUUUCGUGCUUGCCGACGCUAAUUCUCAUCCCGACACGGUCGCCCAGUGGCUAGAUGAUGGCGCGCAAAAGGUCAUUCUGCCUGCUACUGUCAUCUCAAAGCUCGUCUCUGCUGGUGCUAGCAAUAUACCCAGCGACCGGCUCGUGUUGUCUCUGGACAUGGCAGAGGGGGCAGCCGUCCCAGACAAGCUACGUAGCGCUGUAUCCGGUCUCUUCAUCAAAUGCGGCUCUCUCGAUGCUACUACACUCCCCUCUUUCAAGCAGUUCUUCCCCGGUGCAGAGCUCUACGUUCAGCCACAGCAGCUCCCCUCCUCGAACGCCACUCUCCAAGCCAUCAAGGACGCUACCCGAAUGAGUGUAACUCUUGUCAUCCCCACUGAGAACCUAACCCUGGGAGACUCGAACGAGAACGCCACAAACAUUGCAGACGCAUUCAUUGCGCCACUCGCAUCCGACCGAGCUGACGGCCUCUUUCCCACUGUCGUCACUUCCUAUACCAACAAUCGUUGUCUCGGGCUCGUCUACUCUUCGGUGGCAUCUAUCAAGGAGUCUAUCAAUACCGGCAAGGGAGUGUAUCAGAGCCGUAAGCAUGGCUUGUGGCGAAAAGGGGAAACCUCCGGAGCUACUCAAGAAAGCUGUUUUGGGGAACUCGACGGCCUCGCGCAACUUGAAUCCACCCUUCUCUCUCGCCUAACCAACGCACCGCCCGGAUCAUACACGAGACGUCUUUUCGAUGACGAAGAUUUACUGAGGAAGAAGAUUCGCGAAGAAGCAGACGAGCUAUGUAGUGCUCAAACAAAAGAAGACAUUGCAUUCGAGGCUGCAGAUCUACUCUACUUUGCGCUCGUCAA